GGUGGGGCGCGCAGGCGCAGUGCGUCCGAGCGGUGGCCAUGGAGCAGGGCCCUUCGGAGUCCGAGCGGCAGCUCCAGCCGGCGCCCGUCGAGCCGCUGUGCCCGGCCUCCGCGGGCCCGGGGAGUGAGGGCGGCGAGGGAGCUGCGGGGCCCCCCGUCGGGCGUCCGGGAGCCGGCGCGAUGACAGAAAAUAAUUUUGGGUUAAAGAAGAUUGAAAUUAGUGUUUCAGAAGCAGAAAAGCGAACUGGAAGAAAUGCUAUGAAUAUGCAAGAGACGUAUACUGCUUACCUCAUUGAAACAAGGUCAGUUGAACAUCUUGAUGGCCAGAGUGUCCUAACUGACUCACUUUGGAGGCGGUAUAGUGAAUUUGAAUUGUUGAGAAACUACCUUUUAGUUUACUAUCCACAUGUUGUUGUUCCACCUCUACCAGAAAAAAGGGCAGAAUUUGUUUGGCAUAAACUUUCUGCUGACAACAUGGACCCGGAUUUUGUGGAAAGACGACGGAUUGGUUUAGAAAACUUUCUCUUGAGAGUUGCUUCCCAUCCCAUUCUUUGUAGAGACAAAAUCUUCUAUUUGUUUUUAACACAGGAAGGCAACUGGAAAGAGACGGUGAAUGAAACUGGGUUUCAGCUGAAGGCAGACUCCAGGUUAAAAGCGCUUAAUGCAACAUUCAGAGUGAAAAACCCAGACAAGAGGUUUACUGAACUGAAACACUACAGUGAUGAACUGCAGUCUGUCAUCUCGCAUCUUCUUCGAGUCAGAGCUAGAGUAGCAGAUCGUCUCUAUGGUGUAUAUAAAGUACAUGGAAAUUAUGGGCGAGUUUUCAGUGAAUGGAGUGCCAUAGAAAAGGAAAUGGGGGAUGGAUUGCAGAGUGCUGGCCAUCAUAUGGAUGUGUAUGCAUCUUCUAUUGAUGAUAUUUUGGAAGAUGAAGAACAUUAUGCAGAUCAGUUGAAAGAGUAUCUUUUCUAUGCAGAAGCACUGAGGGCUGUGUGCAGGAAGCAUGAACUUAUGCAGUAUGAUUUGGAAAUGGCUGCUCAGGAUUUAGCAUCCAAGAAGCAACAAUGUGAGGAACUGACAACUGGGACUGUGAGAACAUUUUCUCUGAAGGGAAUGACUAACAAGCUCUUUGGUCAAGAAACUCCAGAGCAGAGAGAAGCCAGAAUAAAGGUGCUAGAAGAGCAGAUCGGUGAAGGAGAACAGCAGCUGAAGUCUAAAAACUUGGAAGGCAGAGAAUUUGUGAAAAAUGCCUGGGCUGAUAUUGAACGCUUCAAAGAGCAGAAGAACCGUGACUUAAAGGAGGCUCUCAUAAGUUAUGCAGUCAUGCAGAUCAGUAUGUGCAAAAAGAAUGUCUCCUGGUGCUAAAUAUAGUACUUUAACUUCUUAAAGAUGUGCUAUAACCAAAAUAUCAAUUACUGAGAUUCCACUCAUCUAUAAGAUCCACAUUUGUAUGACCCAUUAAUAAAUUAUCUUUGAAAAUACAUACUGAUAACUUUUCUUUGACCACAUGUGUUCUUCUAGAGGGCAAUAUGUGCUCUUCUUUUGUUAGGGGAUGUUUUGGAUUUGGAGUUUUGGGGCCACACCUGAUUGUGCCCAGGUUCUGUGCUCAUCUGUCAUGCUCAGGGAUGAUUCCAGACAGGGAUCAGGUCAUAUGUGGUGCCAAGGAUCUAACCAGAAAUGACUGUCAUGCAUUCAAGGCAAGCACCUUACUAUCUGUAAACACCAUGUACUAUCUCUCGAGCCCCAAAUCUAUUUUUAAGAGGGAUGCAUUCUAUAAUUGGAAAAUAGCUGAAGCAUGAUUUUGGGAAAAUGCUUUAUUUGGGAAAAAGACUUGUUUUCAGAGUAAAUUCUUCACGUAACUGAUACCCAUAGUUAAAGAUAAUGAACAUUGAAACUAGUCUGGCUACAAAAUGGUGGGAGUCUUACCAGGCAGUGUACAUAUAAGUGCUGACGUUGUGUGGUAGAAGUUCCAUGGGUCCCUGUUUCUGUGCUGCUGCCGUCUGUUUGACUCCUGCUUCCUGCCUCUGCUGGUGUGCUCCACACUAACAGUCUCUCUCUCACCUGCUUUCCUUAGUCACUGGGAGUCUGAAAGGUCAGGUAACAAAUUUUUUAGAAUUGGUUGUGGGUUUUUUUGAGUUAUUUUUUUCUGUUGCUUUACUAUGCAAGGCAUAUGCUUCUUCUGAUUUUUUUCUGUUUCUUUUCUAAAGUAAAAUGCAGACUACAGACCUUAUAAUGUCUUAAAUGACUUUUUCCUUGCUCUGCUUGAAGGUGGGGUGCUUGAAGGUGAUAGGAGUUAAUCUCUGAAUAAAAGUGACAUUCUCUAGGCAUAUUUGAAUCCAAUGUCGCAGGGCUGGAAAGAUAAUCCAGGAAUUAAGGCACUUGCUCUGAACUCUGGUUCAAUCCCAGCACUGCCAGAAGUGGAUCCUGAGCACAGCCAGGAGUAGCCCUGAGUCACAGCUUGGUCUGACUUACUGGUAUAUGACCUACGUGUAUCCUAAGGUAGUAAUCUUAGUAAACAAGUUUACACAUACAUGCUGUUAGUUAAAAUAUAUGUUCGCUUCUGGAUUAUUUUGUAGGGGCCAGAGGGGAAGGAUCUCCCAAGCAAUGCUCAAGUGGUCUAGGGUCACUCCGUGCUAUGCUGCUAGCUGAGCCAAUGAGUCAGUGCCCAGAGAGCACACAGUGCUGGUUUCACUCUCAGGGCUCGGCAGAAGCAAGACAUGUCCUCUCUUUGAGCUGCUUCCUUAAUCCCUAUUUGUUCACUCUUAUUGCCCCAAAACAGUGCUAUAAAAAUCUCCUGUUUAAUGUUCUCCUCUGAGUGGAAUAGAUUGGGGCAGGAGCCCAGCGGUGACCAAGAUCAAGCCCACUAC
Molecule: messenger RNA, 2863 nt
Organism: Sorex araneus (European shrew)
Lineage: Eukaryota; Metazoa; Chordata; Mammalia; Eulipotyphla; Soricidae
Gene: SNX4
Product: sorting nexin 4
Exons: 14
Coding region: 39-1361 (440 amino acids)
Biological process (GO): protein transport
Molecular function (GO): phosphatidylinositol binding
Source: RefSeq, a predicted model, not a curated record